This is a messenger RNA of Cryptotermes secundus, 558 nucleotides long. RefSeq names its product fucose mutarotase. The record is from RefSeq and is a predicted model, not a curated record. NCBI's taxonomy places the organism in Eukaryota, Metazoa, Arthropoda, Insecta, Blattodea, Kalotermitidae. Gene Ontology annotation, molecular function: fucose binding; racemase and epimerase activity, acting on carbohydrates and derivatives. Gene Ontology annotation, biological process: fucose metabolic process.
UGCUGGGAGAUGCCAACUUCCCGUCCACUUCCGUGGCUAAGGCUGCAGGCACGAAGGUGAUACGCGCCGAUGGUCACGAUAUCCCAACGCUACUGACGGCCAUUCUGCAGCUCAUGCCUCUGGACAAGUCCGUCCCUUCUCCGGUGACUCUGAUGGCGGUAACAGACGCCGAUUUGAAGCGAGGGGUGAGAACACCGAUUUGGAACACUUACCGGGAGAUAAUACAUAAAGCUGAAGGGCGUAAGGUCGAGGUGACAACACUGGAGCGUUUUGCCUUCUAUGAGCGAGCCAAGAAAGCUUAUGCUAUCGUCAAUACUGGAGAAACGAAAAUCUACGCCAACAUUAUUCUGAAGAUGGGAAUUAUUGUUGAUUGAGUGACUGGAAGCAGUUAUGAAGAUUCUGUAACCUCAUCAUAGAAUAAAUGCAUAUGUCAGAAGCAUGCCACCUAUGUCUUCAUCUGAACGCCAAAUAGGCGAGGUGUUUAUGGAAAAUCUUAUAAAAUAUAAUCGGAAAUUUCAAGUUACAUUGGGAAAUAAAACCAUAUAAUGAGCUCGUAAA